This is a messenger RNA of Microsporum canis CBS 113480, 543 nucleotides long. RefSeq lists its product as hypothetical. The transcript has 3 exons. Lineage: Eukaryota; Fungi; Ascomycota; Eurotiomycetes; Onygenales; Arthrodermataceae. The record is from RefSeq and is a predicted model, not a curated record. Bases 1 to 543 code for a protein of 180 amino acids.
AUGGCACCGGCUUGUGUACUUCUUUUGCCAUUCACAUUGCGUCGCGUCUCGAGAACAGUGAUCACCCCUACACUAUUUCAAUUCGCUGAGCUCAACGGAAUACAUCGUGCAUGUUUUAGUAGAGACGGCACCAUUAUCGACUCCUCUGCUAGGAAAAUUCUCGAAGUAAAGGAUGAAAAGCCCAUCUCCGGCUACAAGGGGCACUGGAAUCUUGACAAAUCCUCCAAUAAUCUCACACUAUUGUUUAAGGCCUCUAAAAGUUCUAAAUUCACAGCUUUCCAGCCCUUACAGAGCUAUGUCAAAGCAAUGCAUAACUGUAUACUUCAGCUCUGCGAUCAGGAAUCCUUUCUUUGUCUCUUCAGAAUUAAAGUAGGUAUCCAACUCCGCUUCAACGGAAUGAUCACAUGGAAGCCAUGCCAACGUCGUAUCUCAUGGAGCGGGCUUCUACCAAGCAAGACAUCAAAUAAAAUGCAAAUGUCAUGCCACGCAGCAUGUACGCCCACCAAGCCCACAUCACGUGGCAUUCCAACAUCAAGCAUAUAA